UGGCGGCUCCGCUCCGCCCCCUCUCUAAUUGGGGUCACGCAGUCACCACGCUGGCGAGCUGCUGGGCCUGCUCCGGGCGCUGGCGGCGGCCCGGCUCCUCCCCUUUGGCUCGACGACAAAUUGAGGAGACUCGGGUGUCUGUGCCUCACCCCCCCACCAGGAGACCAACUGUUUAUGUCGCCGCUGGUAUUGAUGAAGUUCUCUCCGCCGCUUUCUGAUGACAUCAGAUCUCUGCCAUGUUGGUAUCCUAUGCGAAUGGCAGCAUUUCGUUCCCCUUGCCGGGCAACCAAAGCAACGGGCAAAACCCAGAGACCACAUUUGAAGUGUAUGUGGAAGUAGCCUAUCCUCGGACAGGUGGCACUCUUUCAGAUCCUGAGGUGCAGAGGCAAUUCCCGGAGGACUACAGUGACCAGGAAGUUCUACAGACUUUGACCAAGUUUUGUUUCCCCUUCUAUGUGGACAGCCUCACAGUUAGCCAAGUUGGCCAGAACUUCACAUUUGUGCUCACUGACAUUGACAGCAAACAGAGAUUUGGAUUCUGCCGCUUAUCUUCAGGAGCCAAGAGCUGCUUCUGUAUCUUAAGCUAUCUGCCCUGGUUCGAGGUAUUUUAUAAACUACUUAACAUCUUGGCAGAUUACACGACAAAAAGACAGGAAAGUCAGUGGAAUGAACUUCUUGAAACUCUGCACAGACUUCCCAUCCCUGACCCCGGAGUGUCUGUUCAUCUCAGUGUGCAUUCUUACUUUACUGUGCCUGAUACCAGAGAACUUCCCAGCAUACCUGAAAAUAGAAAUCUGACAGAAUAUUUUGUGGCUGUGGAUGUAAAUAACAUGUUGCAUCUGUAUGCCAGUAUGCUGUACGAGCGCCGGAUACUCAUCAUUUGCAGCAAGCUCAGCACUUUGACUGCCUGCAUCCAUGGUGCAGCUGCAAUGCUCUACCCCAUGUACUGGCAACAUGUGUACAUCCCCGUGCUGCCUCCACAUCUACUGGACUACUGCUGUGCUCCCAUGCCCUACCUCAUAGGAAUCCAUUUAAGUUUAAUGGAGAAAGUCAGAAACAUGGCCCUGGAUGAUGUUGUGAUCCUGAAUGUGGAUACCAACACCCUGGAAACUCCCUUUGAUGACCUCCAGAGCCUUCCAAAUGAUGUGAUCUCCUCACUGAAGAACAGGCUAAAGAAGGUCUCCACAACCACAGGCGAUGGGGUAGCCAGAGCCUUCCUUAAGGCCCAGGCCGCUUUCUUUGGUAGCUACCGGAAUGCCCUGAAAAUUGAGCCGGAGGAACCCAUCACCUUCUGUGAAGAAGCCUUCGUUUCCCACUAUCGCUCUGGAGCCAUGAGGCAGUUCCUGCAGAAUGCCACACAGCUGCAGCUCUUCAAGCAGUUUAUUGAUGGUCGAUUAGAACUUCUCAAUUCUGGCGAGGGUUUCAGUGAUGUUUUUGAAGAGGAAAUCAACAUGGGCGAGUAUGCAGGCAGCGAUAAACUAUACCAUCAGUGGCUCUCUACCGUCCGGAAAGGAAGUGGAGCAAUUCUGAACACUGUAAAAACAAAAGCCAACCCAGCCAUGAAGACCGUCUACAAGUUCGCAAAAGAUCAUGCAAAAAUGGGAAUAAAAGAGGUGAAAAACCGCUUGAAGCAAAAGGACAUCGCGGAAAACGGCUGUGCCCCCACCACAGAAGAGCAGCUGCCUAAGACUAUGCCGUCCCCACUGGUGGAGGCCAAGGACCCCAAGCUCCGAGAAGACCGGAGGCCGAUCACGGUCCACUUUGGGCAGCCACAAAGACUCCAUCCCACUCGACCACCGCCUCCCAAGAUACAGCGCUCGAGGCCCGUGCGCCCACCCCGUCCACAUGUUGUCAAGAGACCAAAGAGCAACAUUGCUGUGGAAGGCCGGCGGACAUCUGUCUCAAGCCCUGAGCAUCCUUGCAGGAAAUCUUGGGAGCCAGGUAUUAUGAGCUCUAUUUUAUAGAACUAACUGAGACUCCAAGAAGUUGUCACUGCCCUUGGUCACACUGCUAGUUAUUAGCAGAGCUGAACUUCAAACACGUCUCUCUAAUGCAAGAACCAAUGCUCUUAACCAGUCAUGUAAGAAGAUGUCUGCCCUGUAUUGCUAAAGAACUUUCUAAAAGAAUUGUACUAUUUUAUACACCCACCCAAACUGGAAUCCCCCAGAAAUCUGUGGAGCUGGCAUUAGACAUCCUCUGAACAAGGAAAUGCCCCACAGGCGUGUAGCUGCAUACAGCUGGUCAGAUCUAUACACCAAAUGCCCAAUCAAUGCUGCUGAGGACCCCAAGUAUCUGAUAAGCUGAAUUAUACCACGUGACCCAACCCCGGGACCCAGAAGAUUAGAAGAAGCUGCCAGAAGCAUUUAGUGAGUACUCUGCCCAAAGCCCAGAUCUCAGAACACUUGGCAUACAUCUCUCUUGACCAGUUGCUAGCAAAAAAAUGACAUGCUUCUUUGGCACGGCAGACAUACCUCACUUUCCUCUAUGCCAGUUGUUCUGGCUGUUCUUCACAACAGGACAGAGCCCCUUUCCCUCCCGCACAGCCCAGAGCUGCCCUGAGGGUGUGGGUCAGUCAUUUGGAUGGUGGCCUGGUACAUGGGCAGGACUUUGGCAUCCAACACUCUCAGGACAUCCCGCCACCAACCACCAGCCCUGAGGCUUUGGGCUCCUUGCCGUCUGCUUUUAACACUAUGAACAUCCCAAGAAGUGUGGUUUGGGAAACUGCCCACAGGAGCCAUAGUCACAUCCUGAGUUAGCAAAGAACAUGGCCUCCCCUCCUGCCUCAUCUCUGCAGCCACUGCUGUGGCCUCAGCACUCUGCCCCAACACUCCCCCUCCCAUGUCCACAAUCUCCCAAGAUGCUCCAGAUGUAGCACUGACCUACUCUGCUGCAGUUUUCCCUUUGCAUCUCAUGCCUGCACAUACACCAGUGGUCUGCUAGCUCCUCCAAGGCAGGAGCUGUGUGUCCUUUAGCUUUGACUCUCCCACUCCCAAACCAGAACCCAGCCUGGACCUCUGCUCAGAGAUGUUUCCUGAAUGAAUGAGCAAAGGAAUUAAUAAAGGAAAGUUCCACUUUUAGCACAGCACCCUGGCAAGGGGCAACUUCAAUUAACAGCCACAAAUAUGUAAAGAGCACCUACCAUGUGCCAGGUAUAAUCAGCACUUGAAUAUUAAACUGCCAGUACCUUGCCUUCCCUGGCCCCAUAAGAACCAGGAAUUGUGCUCAGCCCCAGGAGCAAACCUCUAUGAUGCCAGCUGAGCCCUGGGCCCCAGCAGGGAAGGGGCAGCUGUCCUGAUGCUACCUACUGGCAGGCUGCCAGGACCCACUGCCUGAGUGGCCAGGAGUCCAAACACCCAAGCAGAAGGUCACAAACCAAUUAGCAGGGCAAGAGGCUUCCGACCUGGUUCACACCCCCACUCCACACCAGUGGAUUCUAGGCCUUGGAGACAAAGCCAGCCUGAAGCCAGACAUGGAGCCUGAGCCAGAAUGGAAAAGCAUGAACUGCCAAGGAACCCGCUUCCCAUCUCAAAGCUCCCAUGAUCCACAGCAACCCAAGAAAAUGCAGGACCCUCUGGUUUCCAUUACUUCUCCAUGGCCUUGUGGAGGGAAGGACUUUUCCCAGGACCUGUCACCACAGAGAAAGUUCUUUACUGCUGGAAAACUGAGCCUUAAGGAUGCUGUAGAAAAGGGCCCUUGCCUCAAGAAGAUUUUAGUUGUCUCUGAAAAGCUUUGCCACCCCUACCGAGACCCCAACCUCUCACAGAUUCCGUGUCACCAUUUCUGAAGGGCACUUGGUUAACUUCCCUGCACCUCUGCCCAAAAUACCUUUGCCACCAGUUCAUUGUUAGUUCCACUCAACUACAAGGGAGCCAGAGCUGUAGCAGGUGGGACAGUACAUCCUGAAGCAGGUUGUGCACCCAGGGCUGCCAAAUCCCACGUGCACUGCUCUGUCACUGCUACCACUUACCACGGUCCCCAGAGUUGAAGGACAGUUUUUAUGCACAGUCCACAAAUGUCUCUUCUUGGUCAAGGAAAGCACCCCGAAGGUGUCCCCAUCCCUACCUUCCUUCCAGCACAGCCUAGAGUGUGGUCAGAGGAGCAGAGUCCAUGUGCUGUGCUCAGACCUCUCCCUGUGUGACUGUCCACCCGUGGCUUGGAAGUACUUCUCAAGACAUGUUGGGGCAUAGAUCUGGAACUGCAAGACGGGGGUUAGUGACUAUUGUUGAAUGAAUGAACAUGUAAGGGAGAAAUAAUUCAUCAGAUGCACCAGUGAAAGUCCAAAAGGCAUAACCCAGGACAUCCGGCCAGUAUGGUUUUCUGUUCAACUGCCUGCCACCCUGAGGCCUCAUGUCACCCAGCCUUGCCCAGGACUCUCAGUCCUUGUGCCAAUCCAAGGCCCCCACCACCUGCCCUUCCAACCCAUCCAGCCUCUUCUCUGAACUGUCCAGCCUGAAAUCACCUCCCUUGCUGCUCCUCAUAGCCACCUCUGGGCCAUUGAGCAGCUACUACAUGCUCAGGAUGAAAAGCUCAGCACCCACACUGCCUUCCUGGGGAGCCUGGGCCAAGAUCCUCUGCACAAAAGCCCCAGCUCUUACACUGGGCCACUCAGGAAGGAGCUUUAGUCCCAGUCCAGAGCUUCCUCUGGGUCCUGAGCCAUGCUGGUUCCUCCAAAGACCUUCAGUAUUACUUCAGAGCCUUUUUCUAUUCUUUUACUUACCACUAAGGGUGUGGUCUGGAGCACCAGCCCUGUAUCACAGUCCUGGAAAAAAGCCAACAGAAUUUCCAGACAAGGCUUCACAGAUAAUUGCCAUGUGCUGAUGUGCCCAGCUGAGGACCAACUUGGCCCUGGAAGGCAGGGACCACCAGUACCCAGCAUCCGUUGGUUAGCAGGUAAACAUGUCACAUGGGUGGAAAGUGAGUGUUUGCUUUGCACGAAGCACUCUGCUAGGCCCUCUGCAAGUAUUUUCAUUUGACUUUUACAGUUCAUCUUUCAAAAGAGCCGAAAACUCCAUUUCACAGAGAAGCAAUUGGGGUCCAGGAAGGUAAAGUGACUUUUCCAAGGUACCCUGGAUAAGAAGGAAUGAAAAGUGGACGGGCUGGCAUUGGCUGGGCAGACAGAACCUGGCCUCAUCCUAUGGCCUGUCCCUGCUCAUCACCCCACCAGGGCCAUGUCACCAAGGGGUGAUGAGUGGCCAAGCCAUUUACAAUAUGAAGACACUUUGUGCUGGAGUGAAACGAUCCUUUAAAAAAUGAUCACUAGCUCCCCUUCAUUACCUCCAGAGACCGAGUCCUGGCUGAUUUCUUCCCAUCUUUAUCUCAAGUACAUUUAAAUGUCAAUUAAAUUUGAAAUAUCUACAUUUGUCAGCAUUUCAUUUUGGGCCAGCGUGACGUGCUGCUGAUUUGUCCACGCGAUGUGACACAUGAAAAAAACUCUCGAGAUGCAGAUCUUCCUCAUUAAAAAAUAAGCCAGUGCGAUCCGGGUGCAGCAGAGAGCACAGAGCGCCUCCCCGCUUCCUGACGCCGUGUCUCUGACAUGGUAUUUAAAAAGGAACAGCCUCGCCUGUCACCACUGUCACACGCGCGUGCUAACUGGCGACACGUUAAACCAAACAUUAGAAAGGGCUCAGGAGUCAUCUGCAUGGGAACUCUGCGCCAGCGCUGUGGGCAGAGGCGGGGGCAGCUGUGGGGGCCGCUGGGGUCCGAGCACUGAUGGACAGCGGGCUUUUCUUUUGCGCUGAGACAUCAGCAGCCCUCGCUGGGGAGCCGAGUUCGCUGUGACCUGCCUUUUCAUAGAAGCCCUUUGUGUGUAAUAAAAUCCAGGCAAGUGGUGGGUGGCAGCCUGCACGGUAGUAGCUGAAUUGGGUUAAUGAGGAAAGAGGUACACUUUUUUUUUUCCAUAUUCUGCCUUAAGCUAAUAAAAAAUUUAAACCUGGACGUUUUCAAUGGUUCAUCCUUUAUCUCUGACAAAUAUCUGACUGUAUGUUUCAGGGGGGAACAUGAGCAGCUGAAUUUAAAUAAGUUUAUUUUGAAAUCUUACCUUUCAUUAAAAGUAGAAGGGGAAAUACCCUACCUCUCACUGCAUUGUUUCAGAUCUGGGAAACUGAAGAGGUAGGAAGACCCCACAGUGGUUUAGAGUCAAGCAAAUCCAGAUUCAGUUCCCAACUCUGCCUUCAGCUGCUGUGUGACUCCAAUAAGGAGCUCCCCAUCUCUGGGCCUUGACUUCUUUGUCAUAAGGAAUUAGUGAAAAAUUGUAUGCAUAGCAUUUGGCUUAUGAAUUCUUCUAGGGUCAAUGUGGUCAUCCAUGUAUCCUGGACAUGACAAAGCUCUGACCUGUCCAAAUCACAUGGUAAGGUUCAUCCAGGUGCCUUGUUGCUCUUGAGAGAGUAGUCUCCUCCAGAGACACCCUGAGCCACUUGUCAAAGCCACUGCCCCACCAGUCUGGCCCAGCAAGAAAGCCAGCUGCAGGAAGAAGCUGCUUAGUGGGCUGGAAAGCGAGGCUCCCUCUCCUCCUGCUCCUCACUCAUACCUGUGCCAGAGACACCGGAUCUUGACUAUGACCUACACAGCAGCAGCCUGACUUAACGGUGAUGCCAAGACCCGUCCAGCACAAAGGACUUUGUUCUUCUGUGAAUCCAGAAAUUCCUGGCAGGUUUAGUGGCCUUCAGCUGACAUACCAGUCUGUGAUCUGUGCUUUCCUGUCAAAGUCAGAGGAGGGGCCUUGCUCAGGUGGGUGUUAGAAAGGCAUUCACAGUGGAUUCAAGGGCCACCUGAGAACCUCAUUCCAUUUGACCCAGAAUUACUGGAGAUUAAAUACUAUCUAUGAAGCAGCAAGAUGCGCAGCCAGGGAGAACUAACUCUGUCUAAGGAGAAAACUCAGCUGGGAACUCCAGGGAGCUUCCAGGGGCUGCCAUUUGGGCUGAGUCUUCAAGAUGGAAGAUCAGUGCACCAUGUGGAGACAGAAGGGCCUAGUGACAAAGGGCACAUGACUCAGAAAUGGGAAGUCAGUUGAAGUAUGCUGGGAGGGCAGAGGGGGCCACAGGGGUGGGCAAGGCCACAUGCACUGACCUCCCCUGCAUGGAGCCAGGACUUGGCACUGCCUAAGGCAGCCCUCACCCACAUACACCCAGCACCUUCCACAAGCCACCCAGAGUGAGGAGGCCUGCUUCCCCCUUACCCUCGCCUGCCCAGGAGCAGUGCUAUAUGGGGAGAAAGAACGGGUCCCCUAAUUUUUAAACAGAGCAUCCUGCAAAUGUCUGAAUAUUUUCAUUCAAUGAAUUUACCACAUAACUCAUUACAGCAAAAUUGUAGUUCAGAAUGGCAGAUUUGCAGGUUUCUGAGAAAGAGAUACAGGGACAGCAAUUCACAGCAGGGCUCUGGUGACCAAGUGAAGGUGGCCCUUCUGCUAUGUGCAUUCGCUAUGGAGCUGGGGUGCUCCAAGGCUGGUCUGUUCAUGCUUCUGCCAGCCAGGUCCUCCUCCUGCCCUCUCCACUGAGACCACAGCAAAGUACUCUCCCAGGUGAUACCCACUAUAGUCUAGGAAUGGCCAAUGUGUGUCCCAUCCCUCUCAGCCAUGGAGUGGCCUGGGAGCUUAGGGGAGCCGAACAGCGUGACCUGCCCCUUCCUGGUGUCUGACCCUGGGCUAGCAGCUUCCCUUGUUAAGCUUCAACCUCCACUUCAGUUUAAGGACAAAACUCUACCCAGCCGGCCUGCAGGGGUGAUAAGAAGAAAUGAGGGCACAGAGCUGAAAGGCUUGGUGGCUUUGAAUGACAACCAGAUUAGCACCAGCGAUGGUGGGUCGCAGCACAGCCCAGUCCCAGCACUCGCCUGGACAGCUACCGCCCCUCCUUUACCCUCCGGCUGUAGUUCUCA
Marmota monax (woodchuck) is the source of this 7869-nucleotide messenger RNA. RefSeq names its product DENN domain containing 1A (gene Dennd1a). Gene Ontology annotation, molecular function: guanyl-nucleotide exchange factor activity; phosphatidylinositol phosphate binding. The transcript is spliced from 22 exons. The record is from RefSeq and is a predicted model, not a curated record. NCBI's taxonomy places the organism in Eukaryota, Metazoa, Chordata, Mammalia, Rodentia, Sciuridae. The coding region runs from base 237 to 1964 and encodes 575 amino acids. Gene Ontology annotation, biological process: endocytosis; endocytic recycling. Gene Ontology annotation, cellular component: cytosol; clathrin-coated vesicle.